Molecule: messenger RNA, 2071 nt
Organism: Calypte anna (Anna's hummingbird)
Lineage: Eukaryota; Metazoa; Chordata; Aves; Apodiformes; Trochilidae
Gene: STK39
Product: serine/threonine kinase 39
Exons: 17
Coding region: 210-1691 (493 amino acids)
Biological process (GO): protein phosphorylation
Molecular function (GO): protein serine/threonine kinase activity; ATP binding
Source: RefSeq, a predicted model, not a curated record
CUCUCCCGCUCUUCUCAGCGGCGCGGGUAGAGCGGCCGCGGCCGGCGGCGGUGCCCGCCUCUGCCUCCUCCCCCUCGGUGCCCUGCCUCCUGCCUCCUCCCUCCGCCGGGCGGCCGGCUGCGCGGGGAGGGAGGGAGCGCGGCCAAAAGGUGUUGCUGGAAGGGAAGUUUGAAGAAGGUCGUAGGGUGCCUGGGCGCUCCAGCAGCAUCAUGGCGGAGCAGGGUGAAUCGCCGGUCCACGUCCAGCAGCCUCAGCCGGCGCCCGCCACUCCGGCCAUCGUCUGGCCCAUCUGCAGGGACGCCUACGAGCUGCAGGAGGUUAUCGGUAGCGGUGCUACAGCAGUUGUCCAGGCAGCGCUAUGCAAACCCAGGCAAGAACGUGUAGCAAUAAAGAGGAUCAACUUAGAAAAAUGCCAGACCAGUAUGGAUGAAUUACUUAAAGAAAUUCAAGCAAUGAGUCAAUGCAAUCAUCCCAAUGUGGUGACCUAUUACACGUCUUUUGUGGUGAAGGAUGAACUUUGGCUGGUGAUGAAGCUGUUAAGUGGGGGUUCAAUGCUCGAUAUAAUAAAGUAUAUUGUGAACAGAGGAGAACAUAAAAAUGGUGUCCUUGAAGAACCCAUAAUAGCAACAAUUCUUAAAGAAGUUUUGGAGGGCUUAGACUAUCUACACAGAAAUGGGCAAAUUCACAGAGAUCUGAAGGCUGGCAACAUUCUUCUGGGUGAAGAUGGCUCUGUACAAAUAGCAGAUUUUGGUGUUAGUGCAUUUUUGGCAACGGGAGGUGAUGUUACUCGUAACAAAGUAAGGAAAACAUUUGUUGGUACUCCAUGUUGGAUGGCCCCUGAAGUAAUGGAGCAGGUGCGAGGUUAUGACUUCAAGGCUGAUAUGUGGAGUUUUGGGAUAACAGCCAUUGAGUUAGCAACAGGAGCAGCACCUUAUCACAAAUACCCUCCUAUGAAAGUGUUAAUGCUGACCCUUCAAAAUGAUCCUCCCACUUUAGAGACAGGUGUAGAGGACAAGGAGAUGAUGAAAAAGUAUGGCAAAUCCUUUAGAAAACUAAUUUCAUUAUGCCUUCAAAAAGAUCCUUCCAAAAGGCCCACAGCAGCAGAACUUUUAAAAUGCAAAUUUUUCCAGAAAGCCAAGAACAGAGAAUACUUGAUUGAAAAGCUCCUUACUAGAACGCCUAAUAUAGCACAAAGAGCUAAGAGGGUCAGACGAGUACCAGGUUCCAGUGGUCACCUUCAUAAAACAGAAGAUGGGGACUGGGAAUGGAGUGAUGAUGAAAUGGAUGAGAAGAGUGUAGAAGGCAAAGCUGCUGUUUCUCAGGAAAAGUCACGAAGAGUGAAAGAAGAGAAGAACACAGAGUCUCAGCCUGCUGUUGGUGACGAAUAUAGUCAAGUUCCAUGUGCAGUGAAUCUUGUCCUAAGAUUAAGGAACUCCAGGAAAGAGCUUAAUGACAUACGGUUUGAGUUUACUCCAGGCAGAGACACAGCAGAUGGCGUUUCUCAGGAGCUGUUCUCUGCAGGCCUGGUUGAUGGCCAUGAUGUAGUUAUAGUUGCUGCUAACUUACAGAAGAUAGUAGAUGAUCCAAAGGCCUUGAAAACAUUGACUUUUAAACUGGCUUCUGGCUGUGAUGGCACUGAGAUUCCUGAUGAAGUGAAACUGAUUGGGUUUGCUCAGUUAAGUGUCAGCUGAUGUCUGUCCCUUGACCCCAAACCGAUUUGUGAGAUUGCGAAGAGGCCAGCUUAGAUGCAAAGGAAAAUUAAUGCACCACACACUGAGUUCUGCUUCAUUCUCUAGCAAUUCACAAAGCCAGAACCAGCAAAACCCACAGCUACACCACUGCUGCUAAUAUUCAAAAUGCUACUAAAUGUCAGAUGAUUUGGAUUCCCCCUAAGUGAAAAGCCUGUGGAAAUGCACUCAGGUGGCUGUACUUAUUGGUUACAAAAGGAAUUUUCUAUCAAGCUUACUUAUUUCAUAAACUUCGAGUGAUACUAUUUUACCUGUAUUUGUGGUUGAUGAUACUGCCUCUAUUCUGUUACAUUUAGAAAUUAACAUAAAUAUAUAAGAAUUAU